ACUCUCUCUCCAGCGCUGCAACGGAAAAACCAGAAAAAUUGAAGCCUCUCUUAUCCUCCUGCUCCUUUUAUCUCUGUUCUACGCAUUCAGAAAUUCAGAGGGUUAGGGUUUAGCUGAGGUUUUACAGAGCUGUGAUUUCCAUGGCCAUUGUAGCUUCAUUACCAGGGCUCAACCUCUUCUCCUCCCUCCCUUCUUCUCCACCUCCGAAGGAUCCACAAUCCACCUCUUCUUCUUCUUCUUCGUCAUCUCCUUCACCUCCCAUUCCAAUUCCCAAAUACCCUCCUCCCCUCAAAACCCAACGGAAAACCCAAAAUAUUCCUCUACAUCCCCCUAAAUCACCUCCUUCCAACCCUGCCCUGAAAGCUGUCCACCGUCGCUCCAACUACUACAAGCCAGUCAAAGAAGGAGUCGUCUCAUCCGAUGGAGAUCGUUCCGUCAUCAUAGGCGAGUCCGGUGUAUCUUAUCUCCUACCCGGUGCUCCGUUUGAGUUUGAAUUCAGCUACUCCGAGACACCCAAGGUUAAGCCGCUGGCUAUUCGCGAGCCGGCGUUCUUGCCCUUCGCGCCGCCGACGAUGCCGAGGCCGUGGACGGGUAAAGCACCGUUGAAGAGCGCCAAAGAGAAGAAGAGGAAUAGGAAGAUCCCUCUCUUCGAUUCUUUCAAUCCUCCACCUGAGGGUACAGAGGGAGUGAAGCACGUGCAAAUGCCAGGUCCAUUCCCGUACGGACAGUAUCCCAAAGAGGGAAAGACGAGGGAAGAGAUUCUUGGAGAGCCAUUGAAGAAAUGGGAGAUUAGAAUGAUGGUAAAACCCCUUUUCUCAGAUAACCGCCAGGUUAAUCUCGGAAGGGAUGGUUUAACGCAUAAUAUGUUGGAAUUGAUACAUUCACAUUGGAAGAGACAACAAGUCUGUAAAAUUCGUUGUAAAGGUGUUCCUACUGUGGAUAUGGAUAACGUUUGCUAUCAUAUCGAGGAGAAAACUGGUGGGAAGAUCAUUCAUAGAGUAGGAGGUGUAGUUUAUCUAUUUCGUGGUAGAAACUACAACUAUCGUACUCGGCCCCAGUACCCAGUGAUGCUGUGGAAACCAGCUGCACCAGUCUAUCCCAAACUUAUUCAAGAGGCUCCGGAAGGUUUGACAAAGGCUGAAGCCGAUGAGUUCCGAAUGAAGGGAAAAAAACUUUUGCCAAUCUGUAAAUUAGCAAAAAAUGGAGUUUACGUCAACCUGGUGAGAGAUGUUAGGCAUGCUUUUGAAGGAAGUCCAUUAGUGAAGAUUGACUGCAAAGGGAUGCAUGCAAGUGAUUACAAGAAGUUAGGAGCUAAACUUAAGGAAUUGGUUCCUUGUGUGCUAUUGUCCUUUGAUGACGAACAGAUAUUGAUGUGGAGGGGAUCAAACUGGAAAUCAAGGUGCCAAGUUGCUCCACCACCAAAUCCUGAUGAGACUGCCACCAAUCUGGAUGCUUCAGGCAAGGCUGAUGAUGAUUGUCGUAAGCAUGACAUCAAAAUGGCAAGCACAAGUCCAAAGAUGAUGGCACUGUGGAAGCGUGCAAUUGAGUCAAGUAAAGCAUUGUUGCUUGAUGAAAUUGGUCUUGGCCCUGAUGCUCUUUUGCAGAAGGUGGAGGAAUUUGAGGGUGUUUCACAGGCAACUGAACACUCCCUUCCGGCAUUAAUCUUGUCAGGUGAAUAUGGAAAGAGCAUGGAAGAGUCUGAAGAUGAUGAGGGGUAUGAUGAAGAUGAGAUGUAUAGUAAUCAUGAUUAUGAUGAGAAUGCCAAUCAGUUCGACGAGGAUGAUGAUGUAUAUUAUGAUAGUGACUCCUCAAUCCCCCUGGGUUCAUUACCCAUUGAUCGAAUAGCAAAGAAGCUCAGUGAGGAUUAAUAUAAGUUCUGUUCACUGGUCCUCUGUUUGGAGGCUAUUUAUUUGUAUAGAAAUCUUUUUUUUUUUUUUUUUUUUUUUGUAUAGGAAUUCAAACUUGGAUAUUCUUUUAGGAAAGUUAUUAGAAAGCUAUUCGAUUUUCCCCAUUAGCCAAUAAAUUAAUUAGAAAUGUUAAUGGGAUGGAACCGGAUCGGUUUUUAAAAUUCUAUCUUUUUUUGUAUGGGGAAUAUUUUAUUCUGUU
Molecule: messenger RNA, 2106 nt
Organism: Ziziphus jujuba (common jujube)
Lineage: Eukaryota; Viridiplantae; Streptophyta; Magnoliopsida; Rosales; Rhamnaceae
Product: CRS2-associated factor 2, chloroplastic
Exons: 6
Coding region: 141-1868 (575 amino acids)
Biological process (GO): Group II intron splicing
Molecular function (GO): RNA binding
Source: RefSeq, a predicted model, not a curated record